AUGACCGAACAAACAGUAACGCCAAGUAGCAUUCGAUCGGAUUUGGUUGAUAUAGCCAUUGGAUUUUUGAAAAAUCCAAGAGUUGAGGGUGAAUCAAUGGUUAAAAAACGUGAAUUUCUACAAAAGAAGGGACUUACGGAUAAUGAAAUCGAUUAUGCAUUUAAACUUAUGCCACAGAAAGUCGAAACAACAAAAGAAAUUGUUCCUAACCAUCAACCCUCGUUUCUUCGUCGCAUAUUGUACGAUUUAAUCGUAGCUGGAUUUUUAGGAGUUGCAUUAAAAUUUCUUAGACGUCUGUUUCAAUCGCAAAAAUCGAUAAAAGUCAAUGAAUUACAUGAAAUAAUAAAAAAUCUUCAAAAAACAGUUCAAGAUAUGCAAACAAGUAUUACUAAACUUGAGCAAGCAGUCAAUCAAUCGAAUUCAACGAUCAAUAGAGCAGCAUCCUUCGAUGAAAUCAAACGAGAAAUUCAAACGUUGAAAGCUCUCUGUUUAGGUCGCUCUCAAUUUCCACCAAUUCCACAAAUAACUCCUCCGUCAAUUCCAUCUUGGCAAUUAGAAGCAGCACAAAAAGCAAAAGCUCGUAUAUCACCGGUCGCUGACGUAACAAUUCCUAAAAAAACCAAUGAUGACAAUAAAGAAGAUGGCGAUAGUAUUAUUGUAGUAUCUGAAAAUGAGAAAAAAAGUGACGAUGAAAAUAAUUUUUCAAUAAGUCCAUCAUCAGAAUCGUCCAAUGACGCUUAA
Molecule: messenger RNA, 741 nt
Organism: Rotaria socialis
Lineage: Eukaryota; Metazoa; Rotifera; Eurotatoria; Philodinida; Philodinidae
Source: the annotation of a GenBank genome assembly